This is a messenger RNA of Temnothorax curvispinosus, 943 nucleotides long. Its product is annotated as ubiquitin carboxyl-terminal hydrolase isozyme L3-like. The record is from RefSeq and is a predicted model, not a curated record. NCBI's taxonomy places the organism in Eukaryota, Metazoa, Arthropoda, Insecta, Hymenoptera, Formicidae. Gene Ontology annotation, molecular function: cysteine-type deubiquitinase activity. Gene Ontology annotation, cellular component: cytoplasm. Gene Ontology annotation, biological process: ubiquitin-dependent protein catabolic process; protein deubiquitination. The transcript has a single exon.
AUGGCUUAGGUGCCCUUGGAGUCGAAUCCAGAGGUUAUGACGAAGUUCCUUCACAAGCUGGGCGUUCCAAAGAAAUGGUCGGUCUUAGAUGUGUACGGUUUAGAGUCGGACUUGCUGGCAAUCGUCCCUAGGCCCGUUCUUGCCGUUAUUUUGCUUUAUCCUUUUUCGAAGAUUGACAAGGCUGAAGAGGAUAAAGCAGAAGUUAAGGAUAGCAAGAAUGAUGGUCCAGAUUCUGUAUACCAUUUGAAGCAAAAUAUCUCAAACGCAUGUGGGACAAUUGCGUUACUUCACAGCGUAGCGAAUAAUUUGGACGUCAUACAAUUGGAGGAUGGCUUUCUCAAGAAGUUCUUAGAUGAAACCAAAGGACUCUCAUACGCUGAACGUGGAGAGCGUUUAGAAAAAUCGCAGGAAAUUAUUAAUACUCACAUGGAAUCUGCCCAGGAAGGACAGACUGAGGCACCAGCUGAGGAUAUGGAGGUGUACCACCACUUUGUCGCGUUUGUACAUAAGGACGGUUCCUUGUACGAGCUAGACGGUCGAAAGCCUGCUCCUAUCAAUCAUGGCUCAACUACACCGGAGGCACUUCUGGACGAUGCUGCCCGCGUGUGCAAGGAAUAUAUGGAACGCCCAAAGUUAAGAAACCACCAUUCUAAUAUGGAAUAUAAUCUGUCUGAAGCAGCACAAUCGAUUAUCGAAAACAGUAAGCUGAACGACAGAACUCUGAGCGGUAAGUUGUACGAGAUGGAAAAGCCUUUGUCGCAAUUUGACGCUACGAGCGUAACCACAAUCAGAUACAUGUUUUCAGAUACAUGACUGUGCUUAUUACGAUCAUCGUAGCGUUAUAGGGCAUCAGCUGACAGGGCAGAAGCUCGAGCAGAUGGAAAGGUCGUUAGUCGAGAAAGUUUUCGAGGCAGAUUUGACUGAAGUGAAUAACGAACUGGAA